Molecule: messenger RNA, 8501 nt
Organism: Varroa destructor (honeybee mite)
Lineage: Eukaryota; Metazoa; Arthropoda; Arachnida; Mesostigmata; Varroidae
Gene: Ptp10D
Product: Protein tyrosine phosphatase 10D
Biological process (GO): protein dephosphorylation
Molecular function (GO): protein binding; protein tyrosine phosphatase activity
Source: RefSeq, a predicted model, not a curated record
CCUGCUGCCGCUCAGUUCAGAUCUGCGCUGAGGCGUCGUUGGACCGUUCGAUCAGGCAUCAUCUAAUACUGCAUGGUCUGCCUUGCCGCUGACUGCUGUUGCUGACAUUGUGAAAAAGUCCGACUAUUUGAGUAGCGACGGCCACUGUCGAUCUGGGUCUUUAGCUGUAGGUCUUUACCUGUAGCAUCGGCCUGCUCAUACAAUACAGUGUAACCAGUGUCAAUUAGUAGUACGAGAGUACCCCAAGCCAGUGCUCUUACGUGAGGUUGCCUACAAUUAGCGUAGCGGCACACACAUAGCAAUAAUAAUCAUACUAGCAAAUGAUCGAAGUGGUAAGCAUCGACGAGAUUAGAAGCGAACAUGUGCUGCAAAGGCAAUAGUAAGCGAAGAGUUCUGCCGUGUCGUUUCGUGUUGAAACACCCCAAUUAGAUGAAGUUGCAUGUUGUGAGGGUGGCACAGCAACGAAGUCGAACAAGCCGUAUUCAAGCUACAGCCAAAAGUUGUCAAAGUGACGAAGCAGUCCAACAGCGCUUGUCGGCGAGCUGAACUGGGUUAAGAAGUCUCGAAAUAGGCUCGCAGUAGUCGACUCUGAACGAAUCGGGCAACAUGCUUCACUCACUGUUAACAAAAUGCUGUAGUGUACCGCUGAAUCGUUAGCGCUGCUGUUGUUGACUACAAAAAAAGGAAAAAAUCGAAAAAACGACGAGGUGUAGUUUUAGACAGAUUCUGCAUUGCAAAAAUAUAAGACGAGUGCCCAUGUGAGAAGCAUUUUUAAAGUGAUCUCGUUUAUGGAAAGCAGUUUCUGGCUGGGUGACGAAAUAAAAAAGAAGUCGUACAAGGACUUGAAGGACGCACAGCACAUUCGCUGUGCCUUUGUGCAACCCCCAACAGCAGUCGAACGCUGCUACACCAGCAGCGUCGUACGGUGCAGAAGUCCAGCUGCGGCCAUUUCUUUCGCUGCCAGUCUGUGCAUUCUGCGGGGCAAAGCUGCCAAAACGUGUGCUAAUUUCGUUAUACCGCUGUUGCGAACAAAUCGCCGAAAUCGAUAGUCACGAAAGUGGUCACAUACAUGAGCGACAAAACAAAAAUUUGACGUGACAAAUUUACUGUGUGAAAAAAUUACUUUCGAAAUGGAACAUUAUAUUACUCACAACUAAACAUGUUUUCAUUGUGGCUGGAUACCUGACCUGUAGCUAUAGGCAGCUGCUCAACCAGCGGCAGCACCGACUGAAGCGAAGUGAUUUGCUGGUUUCGCCGUACGCUGUACAUAUGUAUAUAAUAAACGAAGGUCGUCAAGAAGGGAUCCCCACAACGGCAUCGACUCGUCGACUACUACCGCUACGGCAUCUCUAACAACAUGCUACAGCCAGGAGUAAAUAAAAGGCUGUUUCGUGGGCGUAGUCGACGGUAUACCUGCGUCAGGACAACCUUGCCAGCCAUUGCAUGGUUAAGUGUCCUGACAGUAGACGUCAUUCAUGGGGCCGUUCAGGGAGUCAGUCAGGGGAGUGCAGCCGCAGCUGUACCGGCGCCCCAGUCGUUGACGAUCCGCUUACCAGAGCACUUCUAUGAGCAGCUACGAGGAGAGGAAGUCCGUAUUGACUAUCGGCCCAAUGUAGGACAACCGAGAGCUAACUUCACCAUCGGAGUCAACGAAGCUAUCACAGGUUACAAAAUCGAGGAUGUGCUUCCAGGUGCCGAGUAUACGUUCAGCAUUUUCGAUGGUAGCGCAAGCAAUGUACCGGUUUGGAUGGGUUCUCAAGACUCUGAGCCCGAGGUGCCUUAUAACCUCAGCGUCCAACAGAGCGACUCAGAUAAAGCUGCAACAAUCCUUUACGACCCACCAGCUAACGGAGGGCAUACAGGAUUCAGAUUAACAAUAGCACCCGAAUGCACAACCGAUGAGGGUGGGAUUCGAACUCAAAAUUUGCCAGCAGCGCCCACUGAUGGCGGGCCUGGAAUCACCGGAGGAGCUAGGCCCCCGGAACGAAUGGCUAUCGUCCGGGAUUUGACGCCCGGCUGCACGUACGAGGCUCAGCUCUAUGCGGUGUUCAAGGAAAAAGAGUCGUCGCAAUUUUUAUCAUUCAACUUCACAACGAGACCAAAUGCUCCGGGUCGUUUCAUUGUUUGGUUCAGGAACGAGACAACUCUACUGGUUCUCUGGCAGCCACCCUACCCUAGCGGCGUAUUUGACAAAUAUAAGGUCUCAAUCUACCCAGCGGACUCACCGCAGAGUGUCCUAUUCGUGGAAAAGGAUAACGAUCCACCCGGUCCGGCUCAGGCAGCGUUUUACGGAUUAGUUCCGGGGCGUGCGUAUAACAUUUCCGUACAGACCGUUUCUAAAGACGUGGUAUCUCAGCCUACAGAUGCUCAAUAUAGAACAGUUCCACUACCGCCUACCAAUGUUACCUUCGAUGUGGGAAAAGUGACCACACGAUCCUUUGAUGUCCAUUGGUCGCCACCGAAGUCCUUCUCAGAGUUUGAUCGUUACCAAGUGGCGCUAAGCGCUCGACAUUCGCUUCGCCAGGUCGUCGGAAAGGACGAAGACCGGCGAGCAAGAUUUGACGAGGACAUUCGCGCCGGGGAAAGCUACGAAGUUUUGGUGAAGACGGUAUCUGGAAAUGUUGUUUCGUGGCCAGUUACGGGCAACAUUACCACACGACCGCUGUCGGUUUUAUCCGUAAAUGGGACGGCAAAGGAGUCCGGAGAGAUUUUCUUGGAGUGGACGCCGGCUAGAAAUUCAACUCAGGAUAGUUACAAGGUGCGCUAUAAUGAGCUCGAGAACUAUCAAAGUGAUAAUGUACAGAUCGUUACGAACACAUCGUUUCUUCUUCACGAUCUCCUGCGAGGACGCAACUAUUCUCUGUCGGUGACUGCCGUCAGUCGAGGAAUGGAAAGCGAACCAUUCACUGUUUAUCAGGCCACACGACCAUCGCCUCCUGUCAUCGAGUCCCUAGAGCCUUUGAGCGGUCCUGGUGGUUUUCUCAAUAUCUCGUGGAAGUCCGACGUCACCAGUCGACAAGAUUCGUUUGUUGUGGUUUACACACGAAAUGAUACGAAGGAACAGCGUCAGGAGACGACGAAGCAAAAUUGGCUUGUACUUAAAAAUCUAUACCCAGGUGCGGGCUACCAGAUUAAGGUGUCCGCUAUUUCACACGGUCUUUGGUCCGAACCCCACUCGUACUUUCACACUGUCGUACCGCGUCCGCCAAACAAUCUGCUCGUGACGAAAGCUUCAAAUACGUCGAUGAUCCUUACGUGGAUUUCUCCCGUGAACUCAAUUGUCGAUCACUAUACAAUCAUGAUACGAGCCUCAUCGUCGGAGACGUGGAAGGAACUUGGUAUCGUAAAUAGCACCACAUACGAAAUGAACGAUCUUGUAGCAGGUGAAAAAUACUCUGUGAGAGUAAGUGCUGUCAAUAACAAGGCGGAAAGUCAGAACUCGCCCGUCAUCGAACAAACUAUGUAUCCGAACGCCUUAACAGAUGUGAAGCAUUAUGUAGAUAGUAAGAACGUGACGUUCAGCUGGGCACGUCCUUCUGGCCGAAUCGACUACUAUAUCGUAGUCUACAAUCCCGUGCGAGACCCAUUAGCCCAUAACUCGCAUCAGUUUCCUGCUAACCGAACCCUUGUGGGGGAGCCGGUUUCCGUAGCUAUAGAAAACCUCAAACCCGGCGAGUUAUAUAGCUUCCGCCUCUACUCCGUCAGCCAUUCGCUGCGGAGCGAGGGCGUUGGCGUCGAGACUCGUACGAUGCCCGUUAUUGAUUCGGUGAUUAACAUCGUAAUCGACGAACAUCUAACGAAAACGCUUGGCAUCAAAUACACGCCGACCCCAGUUCGGAACGUUGUUUUUGACCGCUAUCGCUUCCAGUUGCUAAGCUCAACGGGCGAUUUUCCGGUGCCGCCAGCGCAAGAGAAGCUUUUUAACGACACUAAUCGGCUAGUGGUAUUCGAUAACCUUAUCCCCGGCCACCUCUACAAUAUCUCCAUUUGGACUGUGUCUGGUGGAGUAUCUAGCGUUCCCAUUUAUAGGCAUACUCGACUAUACCCCGAUCCAGUGAAGUCUAUCCGUGCUUUGACGGUGACCGACACGGAGAUCUCUCUAACAUGGGAGCAUUCUGGAGAUGCAAUUCCCGGUUCGGGAGAUCGUGACGGCUACGAGGUCCAAUACCUCGACCAUCAGGGCAACCUAGUGCACAACUUCACGCUGAUCGAGUCAAUAACGUACCUGAAUUUAAAGCCGCAUCAUAACUAUACGUUCGUUGUUACCGUCGUGUCGGGCUACGAGACGUCGACCGUCCGUCGGAGUCUGCCGAUGUCGCAGACAUUCCAGAGUCUGGAAAGUGUACCCGGAAAGGUGCAUUAUUUCCGCCCGAUCGACGUGCGCCCAUCGCAGUUAACGCUUGAAUGGUCGCUGCCAUCGUCAGAGCAGAACGGUGUUCUAACUGGGUACAAGAUUUUAUACUACUUGAAAGGCAAUUCGUACAGCGACAAGUACAAUACAUUUCCUCCGAAUAUUACCAACGGUACGAUCAGUAACCUCGUGCCCGGCAAAACGUACGUGUUCGAAAUACAGGCCCACACAAAGAUUGGGCCUGGUGGAAAGGCCCACUGGGAGGAAACAAUGCCGAUAUGGGCGCCGCCCAAACCUUCGGAUUCUGUUUAUCCGACACUCGUGUCGCAUACGGCCACCUCGAUUCGUGUCCUUUUCCGUAAGAACUACUUCCAGAACACAAACGGUCCUGUUUUGGCUUAUACACUCAUUGUUGCUGAGGAUGACAGUAUAGCCCCCUCACAGAACCCGAUGCCCUCGUGGAAUGAUGUUCAGGGCUUUACGUACUGGCCACCAUAUCAAGUUAUGGAACCGUACUAUCCUUUCAAUGGGACGAUAACAACAGAGGAUUUUAUUAUUGGGACAGAAGAUUGCACGGAUAAGACGCGUCAACGAACAUCAAUCUAUUGCAACGGACCGCUGAAGCCUGGUAGCCAGUAUCGCAUAAAGUUACGCGCUUUCACCGGGCCUGAUAAAUUCACCGACACCACUUGGUCUUAUGCUAUACAAACCGAUCCGGAUAAUUCUUCGCUGAUAGCUGGCAUUUUCAUACCGCUUACUGUGCUUGUAUGCAUUGCGCUUAUACUAUUAGUUCUACGAAAACGACGGAUGGCACCAUUCAAUUCGAAACCACCUCUUAAAAAUGACCCAAACACGCACAGCGUGUUUUAUAGGCACAGCGACCAGCACGGCGGAACUGGAGCUGGGCUGAAUCUUCCCGAAGUCGAGGUGAUCACCUCACGGCCGGUCAAGUUGGCCCAUUUUGCUGAGCAUUACCGAAUCAUGAGCGCCGACUCAGAUUUCAGAUUCUCGGAGGAGUUUGAAUUACUGAAGCACGUCGGACGUGAUCGGCCCUGCACGGCCGCUGAUUUACCCGUAAAUAGGCCAAAGAACCGCUUCACCAAUAUCCUGCCGUACGAUCAUUCGCGAGUGAAAUUGUUGCCUACUGAUGACGAGGAAGGCUCGGAUUAUAUCAACGCCAACUAUAUUCCGGGCUACAAUUCGCCUAGAGAGUUUAUCGUAACUCAGGGUCCAUUACAUUCAACACGCGACGAUUUUUGGCGUAUGGUCUGGGAGCAGAAUUGCCGAGCGAUCGUCAUGUUAACGCGUUGCGUAGAAAAAGGCAGGGAGAAGUGUGACCACUAUUGGCCCUUUGACAUGCAGCCUGUUUACUACGGCGACAUCCAGGUGACAAUUCUGACAGAAUCACAAUACCCCGACUGGACAAUUUGCGAGCUAAAAGUUUCACGCGGAGACCAGUCACGUAUUGUGAAACAUUUCCAUUUCACUACCUGGCCAGAUUUCGGUGUUCCUGAUCCCCCGCAGACGCUCGUCAGAUUUGUCCGGACGUUCCGAGAAAGGGUAAUCCCGGACAACAAGCCUAUUGUGGUUCACUGCUCAGCUGGUGUAGGCCGUUCGGGUACCUUUAUCGCGCUCGACCGAAUUCUGCAAUCGAUGCGUAAACUCGACGUCGUGGACAUUUUCGGCAUCGUUUUCGAAAUGCGCAAAGAUCGUGUGUGGAUGGUACAAAAUGAACAGCAAUAUAUUUGCAUACACCAGUGUCUCAUGUGCGUUCUUGACACUAUAACGCCUUCGUCAGGCCUGCUACAACAUCAGGCCACCGCUGAUGACCUGCAUCGCAUGCUACAUGAUCAUCGAGAAAUACAUGACAACAGCGCGUUCGAAGUGACAAAACUCAAGGACGACUCAGAUUCCGACGAGACCAAGUCGACAGUAUUGAUCGUCGAUCCCGGGUGGGUUUUGUUUAAAUUUCUGACAUCCACUUCACAAACGACCCAGCUCUCCUGCUGCAAUGCAUAAUAAUGCUGCUGAGUGCCCAAGCCUUCGAUAGCAAUCUCCUACGCUUGAUCCACCAGAGAUGCCUGCAUUACGCCCCGACCCGGUUCCGGACAUUGACGGCCUGCUGGACUUUUUCUUUAGUUUCGCCAUUUUUCCAUUACGUUCAUACGCUUAUUUGGUAUUUUUACACGACGACACCAAUUCAGCACUCUGAAUUUUUAUCUAGUCAAACUAUGCAACUUUAUAUAGGAAACUUUGUCAGAUCCACUCAAGUUCAACGCCGAAUCCUAAGUUUGUCGUUUUCAUUAUGAUUAACUUUAAUCCUCUAAUACAGUAACCCUAGAACUGCACCACACUCACCGUUUCCGGCUCUUCCAUAAAUGCCUGUAUGCAUGCAUGUAUUGUUAUAAUUGUCGCUCGCACAAGCCUCAGCAGAAUUUUGACGUCGCUUAAGAAAUGCGAAUUUCAGAUGACGAGGGGAUAGCGGAGUCUGGGAUCUAAUAUCGACGACGGAUACACAUCCGGAAACCGAAGUCGAUAUGGCCGACGCUGAACACGAACAGACGAACGUUGAUGGGGUGAUAAACAAUGUUAAUAACACUCACCAUCACAAUUCGAACGGCCGAUUCGAGAGUGUACAGUCCGACGCUGAUUCCCAGACGCCGCUCGCUCCAUGUGCCGACGUAUGUCUUCACGACAUCGUCUGACAUCAAGCUUCGCCGAGACAUCGAGGAGAGGACGGACAGCUCCGACGGCUGCAGCAGCAGCAGCUGUUAUGUCAUCACGACCACGAACGUCAUAGCCAGUGGUCAUUCCGACGACAGAACGCUACUCCGACGCCUAGAUAUCACAGUAGUGCCAAAUCGAUGCUGUCAGGACGAUCGUGGUCACCGCGAACCUAUUACAGCGGACAAUAUUAUAACCAUUUCUGCCAUCAACAGUCAUCAACAAAUAUUAGUUCAAAUAGUUCGAAUGCCACUCGAGUAUGGUGCGGGCAUCGAUCCGGCGUGAGCCACUCACCUUGGCUGUGUGAGUCCGAUCGUGACGUUGCGGAUGAGCAAAGCACUAGCAGCAGUAGUAUUUGUAAUCACUCAUCAAUCAUACGGUCCACGAACCGCGAUAGUUGUAACAAAGCAAGUAAGCUUUGCUAUAAUCACCACCAGCAUCAUCACUGCAAUACCACUAUAAUUACCAGCAAUAAUACUAACGACAGCCAUGAUAACGACUGUAAGGGGAGUACGGCCACCAUCUCUGAUACAUCAUCCGAGGGGUGGUCUGAGAUGCGAUCCAGUGCGGGAUCGAAGUGGAGUUGGUCGCUAGAUGACGAGGACGCCGGCGUCGAGACGGGGGUCGACGAAUCGUUCGUUUGCGAUAAGGAAGGUUCGUCCGAGAGCGAUGCUGUUGUCAUGUCAUUACCAUCGAGUCACAGGCCAAACGAGGGUGAAGACCUAUGCAGCCUGGCAAGCCCGCGCUGCUUUUUAUCGAAGGCGUUGCCAAAGGCUGGCUCCUAUUCGUCGUGGCCGACGAGGCAAACCCUGAAAGCUUGCAUUAGCGCCGCUACGUCUGCUUCUAAUGGCAUCAGCCACGAUCAUCGUAGUGUCAUUUUCAUACAUUCGUGUUCCGUUCAAAGAAAGUACAGCAAACCAGAGCGAGUUUAUAGAACUGCGCUCCGCUACUGAUAGAGAGAGCAAAAGAAAAGAGCAACUACAUUCGUUAUAUAUAUAUAUAUAUAUAUAUAUAUAUAUAUAUAUAUAUAUAUAUAUAUAUGAGAAGAACGAAUAAAACACGGACAACGGUAGACGAAUGUAUAGGUAGGGGGUGGUAGAUGACGUUGCACGAGAGCGGUAAACUGAAACUGGAAUUGUGUAUAGAGUAGUUGAUUAAUGCAGGUAAACGAGAAUAGAGUAGAACAGGACAGCGGCUCCAAGGUGUUAGUAAGGUCCAUCUUCUAGUCAAACCCGUUUUGAUAACUCAUUUAUUACGAUAGAGACAAAGAUUCGACCGGAAGAACCACUGCUAUAUAUUGUUAUUAUUAUUAUUAUUAUUAUUAUUAUAGGACAAAGACAACAACUAUGAUCGCCAAGACUCUAAUGAAGAACGUACUGUGAAACCUGUAAAACGAUUAUAUAUAUAUAUAUAUGAACAGAGAUAA